Molecule: messenger RNA, 1599 nt
Organism: Auxenochlorella protothecoides
Lineage: Eukaryota; Viridiplantae; Chlorophyta; Trebouxiophyceae; Chlorellales; Chlorellaceae
Product: General transcription factor 3C polypeptide 3
Exons: 8
Coding region: 1-1599 (532 amino acids)
Biological process (GO): transcription by RNA polymerase III
Cellular component (GO): transcription factor TFIIIC complex
Molecular function (GO): protein binding
Source: RefSeq, a predicted model, not a curated record
AUGCAGCCUGACCACGCUGAGGUUCCCAAAGCCCUGGCACGUCUCUACUACAAGACUGGCAAGCAUGACCUUGCCGUGCAGGCUUUGAAUAGCUUCAUCACAAGUCAUCCCGCCGCUGUGGAUGCUACGCACAUCAACAUUUUGGCCGAACUGUUCACUGAGGUGAAGCGGGGCCUGGCGCUGCUCGCGCAGCGUGACCUCCCUGCCGCGCUUUCCAACCUCGAAAGCCUGCUCGCUGAGCCAGUGGAGGGCUUCGCGGACCUGUACCUGGAGGUAGGCGAGCGUCUGGCCGCGGCGGGCCACCCCCCGCUGGCGCUGCGCUUCCUGGCCCCGCUGAUGGAGGUGGGUGGCGGCUCCAAUCCCGUGGUCGCCACGCUGCUGGCAGACUGCCACGAGGCGCUGGGCGACCGGCGCAGCGCGCUGGACAUGGUCCAGGCGCUCGUGGAGGGCCUGGACGCCGGCCACCCGGCGCAUGCGGCGGCGACGCUGCGGGCCGCCGCGCUGCAUCGCCAGCUUGGCGACGACGCGGCGGCCACCGCCCUGCUGGAAAGCGUGGAGCAGGUGCUGGCCGUGCAGCAGGAGGGUGCUGGCGCUGAGGAGGGGGCGGGGGCGGAGCUGAUCCUGCGCAGGGCCGCCCUGCUGCACUCCGCUGGGCGCAGGGAGGCAUUCCUGGACCUCGCCCUACCUACGCUGGGCGCCACGCUGCGGGCCCUGGAGGCAGAGGCAGAGCGCAGCGCGCCCGACGUGGCGCUCCGUCGGCGUCUGCGCUGGCUGGGCAGGCGGGGGAGGGAGGUGGGACGAGCACGAGGGCCCGUCACGAUGCUCGACUCUGAGGGCGGCAUGUUCAGGGGGCUGGAUGGGCGCCUGGACCGUAGGAAGGAGCACGUGCGCGAGCUGGAUGCGCGUGUGGAGGAGCUAGUGACCACAGCCGUGCAGAGAGACUCGGAUGAGGAGGAGGAGGAGGGUGCCGCCGCAGGGUUUGUCAUGCGGGAACUCCUGCGCGAGGAAGGCCCAUUUGCCCUCCUGGUCCAGGCGGGGCAGGCCCUGCACGCGGAGGGGCGCUGCAUGGCGAGGACAGGAAAGUCCCGUACUGCUUUGCGGUUCCUGAUCCCUCAGCGCCAUCGCAAUCCCACCUCGCUACCUUUGGCGCUGCUGACUGGGCACUGCCACAUGGCGCUGGGGGCAUGGAGCGAGGCCCUCUCUGAGUACCUGCAUGCCUACAGGCGCGUUGUGGGGAUGAAGCCCAGCGAACCGCUGGUCCUGCUGUGCAUCGCUUCGGGACUCAUCAAUCAGGCGUGUGCUCGAGGGGUGAGCGACAAGGAGGCCCUGGUCCUGCAGGCGUUCGCCUUCCUGGAAGAGUACGCGGCCACGCGCCUGAACACUCAGGAGAGCCUGUACAACUUGGGGCGUGCGGCCCAGCAGUUGGGCAUCCCACAUGUGGCUGUCACAUACUACUGCCGUGCUCUGGCCGAGGGGGUGCCAGGGAUGGCAAGGGAUGACAUGAGCCGGGAGAUUGCCUUCAACCUGAUGCUCAUCUACAGGGCCUCCGGUGCUGCACCCCUUGCAGCAGACCUGGCAAGAAAAUAUUUGACUGUGUAA